This is a messenger RNA of Musca domestica (house fly), 1277 nucleotides long. It is a transcript of the gene P32, whose product is annotated as complement component 1 Q subcomponent-binding protein, mitochondrial. The transcript has 4 exons. Gene Ontology annotation, cellular component: mitochondrial matrix. The coding region runs from base 133 to 927 and encodes 264 amino acids. The record is from RefSeq and is a predicted model, not a curated record. Gene Ontology annotation, biological process: cytosolic ribosome assembly. NCBI's taxonomy places the organism in Eukaryota, Metazoa, Arthropoda, Insecta, Diptera, Muscidae.
AUGUCAAAACAACAUUUUGAGGUUACGAGUUGGAUUUCUAUUAACUGCAUAACUUUGGUUCCGACACGCUACACUAGUAUAGUGGAGUUAUUCGCGUUUUUGUUUUACUUGAAAGAAAUUGAAUAAAAAAAUAUGAACAAUUUAGCCAAAGUUGCUGUGCGUCUUGUUAGCACCACAUCUUUGAGGAACGCAUUCGGAGGCAAGCGCGAUUUUACCCGAACGCUAUGGCACAUGUCAAAGAAUCUCGAUGACAGUCAAGUUUCUGGAGGAAUAUUAAAUGCUACCAAACCAAGUAUUAGCUGUAGUUGCGGCUGUGGUGGAUCUAAGCACAUGCACACCAAGGGAGAGCGGGAAUUGGUUGAAUUCUUGACUGAAGAGAUUUUGGCAGAACGCAAAGCUCAGAAAAACAAAACAGUUCCUACAAACUUGGACGGCUUCGCAGUUAAGUUAGAUGGUGCUGAAAUUGAACUCACCAAACAGGGCGAAAAGGAGAAGAUUGUUAUUAACUUCAAUGUAAAUCAUACUGUCGAUACUGAAGAGGAGCCCGAAAUUAAUCCCUCUGCUGACAAACCCGACUUGGGAGAAAUGCGAAGCAAACCACAGUUUGAAGUGGAUAUUGUGAGAGGCAAUACGACAUUAUCGUUCACGUGUUCCUUUUUGGAAGGCACCCCCGAAGAAGGAGAGUACAAUGAUAUAUUCGGCAUCGACGAGAUGACUAUCUACCAAGGAGAAUGGAAUGAAAAGGUUUAUGCUGUUGCUGGGGAUGUACUAGACGGCUACCUCUACGAUUUGCUGAUGAAUCUGUUGGAAGAGAAGGGCAUCAGCAAUGAAUUUGUAGAAAAAUUGUCGGAUCUGGCAACAGCCUAUGAACACUCGUUGUAUAUUGGUUUGUUGGAGAACGUUUCAAAAUUCACGACUGGAAAGUAGAUACAGUUUGAUAAUAGUCCCCAGUAUCCUGUAUCUUUAUAGACUAUGGAGCAUAUUUUAUGUAUUUUUAAUUUGUAGACGUUUUGUGUGGAAUGAAAAUUUUUACUACAUUCAAAUCUCUACACACAUACGCGUCAGUGUUAGGCAUUGAAUGAAAAUUGUUACGUUGAUAUUCAAUAUUCAAUUUCAUGGCAUUUCUCUUUAUUUCGCCUUCAAAUUAUUACUAUUUCUAAGUUUUGUAAAACUUUCCUUUCAAAGUUUUUGUUAUUUAUCGAAAGGAAAAUAAUUUUAUAAGAUACAUCCCAACUUUAACCAUGUAAUUGGUUUAAUAAACAAACAAAAAGCAAAAA